AAACACCACCCCACUUGUUCCUUUUCUCUUAAACAAGCAGCCAUGACAACAGAGAUCGACAGUCUCUGGAUCUUCGCUCUUGCUUCCAAAUGCAAGUCCCUCACUCAUGAAACCAUUUUUUUACCAAUUUUGAUCAUCGCCUUAGCUUGGCUUGCCAUGGCUUUGAUUUACUGGGCUCACUCCGGUGGUCCUGCUUGGGGCAAGUACAUGCUCCGAAAGGCUACUUCCACUAAGAUUCCAGGUCCUAGAGGGUUGCCUCUGAUUGGCAGCAUGAAUUUGAUGGGCUCACUAGCUCACCAUCGCCUCGCCGCUGCGGCAGAGUCUUGCGACGCCAAGCGGCUCAUGGCUUUCAGUCUCGGUGACACACGUCUCAUACUGACUUGCAAUCCCGAAGUAGCUAAAGAGUUAUUGAACAGCUCGGUGUUUGCGGAUCGUCCGAUUAAGGAGUCCGCUUACAGCUUGAUGUUCAAUAGAGCAAUUGGGUUCGCGAAUUACGGUGUUUACUGGCGUACUCUGCGGAGGAUCGCGGGAACCCACCUGUUCUGCCCGAAGCAAAUCAAGGUUGCCGAGAUGCAGCGACAAGUGCUCGCGUCUCAAAUGGUCACCGUAUUUGGGAACAAACAGGAGAGUUUCGGUGUUCGGGAGUUGAUUAAGCGAGCUUCGCUUAACAACAUGAUGUGCUCUGUUUUUGGGCGCAAAUACGAAUUGAAUUCCAGCAGUUGGGAAGUUGAGGAGCUGAAGGAACUUGUCGAUGAAGGUUAUGAUCUCUUGGGCUUGCUCAACUGGACUGACCAUCUCCCUUGGCUCGCUAAUUUCGACCUCCAGAAAAUCCGGUCCAGAUGUUCAAACCUCGUACCCAGAGUGAACAAGUUCGUUGGCAAAAUUAUCGCUGAGCACCGAGCUGAAUCGGCCGAAAGGAGCCCAGAUUUCGUUGACGUUUUGCUGUCCCUCCAAGGUGCCGAUAAAUUGUCCGACAGUGACAUGAUCUCCGUUCUUUGGGAAAUGAUAUUUAGAGGAACAGACACAGUGGCAGUUUUGAUCGAGUGGGUGCUGGCUAGAAUGGUUCUUCAUACCGAUAUCCAGUCAAAGGUUCAUGAUGAGCUGGACAGAGUUGUUGGUUCACGAGCCGUCACUGAAGCUGACAUCGCCGCAAUGGAGUAUCUCCCAGCCGUAGUGAAGGAGGUUUUGAGGAUGCACCCACCGGGCCCACUCCUGUCAUGGGCCCGUUUGGCCAUCACUGAUACAACCAUCGAUGGGUACCACGUGCCAGCUGGAACCACGGCAAUGGUCAACAUGUGGGCCAUCACAAGAGACCCAGAGGUUUGGGAGAACCCACUUGAAUUCAACCCGGAAAGAUUUGUUGCAAAGGACGAGAAGGUGGAAUUUUCCGUACUUGGAUCGGAUCUCAGGCUGGCACCAUUCGGGUCUGGCAGGAGGGUUUGCCCCGGAAAGAAUCUGGGUUUGACCACAGUCAACUGUUGGGUAGCAUCAUUGUUGCAAGAGUUCGAAUGGCUGCCUUCUGAUCAAAAGGGUGUUGACCUAUCAGAGGUGCUCAAGCUGUCUUGUGAGAUGGCUAAUCCUUUGACGGUUCAGGUCCGUCCUAGGCGCAUGAUGAGCACAACCCAGUAAAAUCAUUUGCUCAAACAUGAGCUUUGUUAUAUUAAUUAGGUCUAGGUCUUACAGGCUUACAGCUUCUCGUCAUCUCCAUCUUCAUUACACAUGUGGAUCCCAUCUUUGGCUCUUAUGUCAAUUAGUUCUUAGUUUUUACAUACAUAGGUUUCAAAUAAUCCUCUCUGUGACUCUGCUACACACCAGACUUGUAUAAGCUUGGCAUAAACAUAUCUAUAUGUU
This is a messenger RNA of Tripterygium wilfordii, 1851 nucleotides long. Its product is annotated as cytochrome P450 78A3-like. The transcript has 2 exons. The record is from RefSeq and is a predicted model, not a curated record. Gene Ontology annotation, molecular function: iron ion binding; heme binding; oxidoreductase activity, acting on paired donors, with incorporation or reduction of molecular oxygen. Bases 43 to 1629 code for a protein of 528 amino acids. NCBI's taxonomy places the organism in Eukaryota, Viridiplantae, Streptophyta, Magnoliopsida, Celastrales, Celastraceae.